GUGUCCUUUGUCAGCAGUCCUAUUUGUGUUAAGUAUUGAGCCUUUGUUGAAUAUGAUAAGAAAUGACAAUAAUAUAAGAGGAAUUGAAGUUCCGGGAAGUGGAGGCCAGCAGAUAAAAUUGUUUGCUUAUAUGGAUGACAUCACAGUAUUAAUAAGGGACGCUUGGAGUGUAAAGCAAAUAAUAGAACACACUGAAAGUUUUUGUAGGGCCUCAGGGUCAAAUUUAAACUUAAAAAAAUGUGAAUGUAGGAUAUGGGGAAAAUGGAAAGAAGAACCAAAAGAAAAGAUAAGACUUACGGAUAAGGUGAAAGUACUUGGGAUUACUUUUGGAGAUGUCAACACAGAAAAGGAGGAAUGGAAGGGAAUGUUAAACCAGAUCAAUCAAAAAAUAGGGUUCUGGAGUUUGAGACAUUUGACAAUGGAAGGGAAAAUAUUGUUGGUUAAAGCAAUCAUUCUACCGAAAUUAUCAUAUUUAGCAACUGUUUUUUAUCCGCCAAAGAAAAUACUAAAAAGGAUUUUAAGAACUUGUUUUGUAUUUCUGUGGAAUUCAAAGUGCGAAAAACUGGCUAGGAAACAGGUAAUGAAGACCAAAGAAAAUGGAGGUAAAGGAUUUCCAAAUAUUGAAAAGGAGUUGGAACUAAAACAUACAGCAACGGUGGUGAAUUUGGCAAUAAAUAAAAGAGGAAAAUUUGCAGAUAUGUUGAGAUAUUUACUAGGGACGGAACUAAGAAAAGCGAAACUGUUAAAAAUAACUAAUAACAGACCUAUGGCGUUUAAUGUGCCAAAACACUAUAAGAUUAUAAAAAAAUGUUUACAAAGGUAUGAAUUGGAGGGAGGAGAUUCAAAAAUGUGGGGAAAAAAAAGAGAAUUAAAGAAAUACAUAGAAAAAAAGGAAACAAUGAGGAAAAUUCAAGCACUUACGGAGGAGCAAAUAAGAAAAGUGUGGCAACAAACGUCAAAUAAAGAAUUAACAAAUAGACAAAAAGAUUUGGGGUAGAUGAUAGUAAAUGAAAUUUUACCAACGAAUACAGUUAUAUACAAAAGGAGAGUGGUUAAAAGUAAAAUGUGUCCAAGAGACAAUUGUUUAGAAGCAGAGACUGCAGAGCAUGUAUUCUGGAACUGCAGAUAUGCACAAGAGGUGUGGAGAUAUGUGGGAAGGGAAUGGAAAGGGGACUUAGAGUUUGAAGAUAUUACAAAAGAAGGUGUACUAUAUGGUUUGGUGGGAAAGGAGCUAAAUGAAAAAAUGUCAAUAAGGCAAUGGGAAAUGGUUAGUGUCAUAAAAGAAAAUAUGUGGUGGUUUAGGAAUGAAUUAGUAAUACAUAAUAAGAAAAUAACAAUACAAAGACUGUUACAGAGAUGUGAAAAAGAGAUACGG
Erpetoichthys calabaricus (reedfish) is the source of this 1375-nucleotide messenger RNA. RefSeq lists its product as uncharacterized. The transcript is spliced from 2 exons. Lineage: Eukaryota; Metazoa; Chordata; Cladistia; Polypteriformes; Polypteridae. The record is from RefSeq and is a predicted model, not a curated record. The coding region runs from base 53 to 997 and encodes 314 amino acids.